AUGUCGGCCCGUCUUCACAAAGGCCUUCAAGGCGUCCUCGCCAAAUCCCCUUCCGACACCGUAAUCCUCUCCGCCGUCCGCACUCCCAUCUGCCGCUCCUACAAGGGCCAGCUCAAGGACGCUUACCCCGAGGAGCUCCUCGCCAGCGUCCUCAAGGCCACUCUCAAAGCACACCCCGAGGCCCCCGUCGACGAUGUAGCAGUCGGCGUUGUGCUCUCCGAGCUCGGCGGCUCCAAGGCAGCGCGCAUGGCUCUCAACCACGUCGGCUUCAAGAACACUACCAGCUUGUACACCGUGAACCGCGCGUGCUCUAGUUCGCUGCAGGCUAUCGCUGCUGUGUCGGCGCAGAUCCAGACGGGCAUGAUUGAUACAGGUAUCGCGGCUGGCAUGGAGAGCAUGACGAGGAAUUACGGAAGCAGAGCUAUUCCUGUGGAUGCGUGGCCGGAGCUGAAGACCUCGCCUAACCGCCAUGCGCAGGAUUGUAUCAUGCCUAUGGGUUUGACGUCUGAGAACGUUGCGGAGCGAUAUGGUGUUUCGAGAGCGGAUCAAGAUGCUAUGGCUGUUGAGUCGCACCGUCGUGCUGCGCGUGCGCGAAAGGAGGGUCGCUUUGCGGAGGAGAUUGUGCCUGUUGAGACGAGGUUCCAGGAGGUUGAUAAACAGGGUAACAAGGUUGGCGAGGAGAAGCGCAUCACUGUCACUGCUGAUGAUGGUAUUCGUGAGGGUGUUAGCAUUGAGGCUCUGGCUAAGCUCAAGCCUGCUUUCAAGCCCGACGGUGCUUCAACAGCUGGAAACUCGAGCCAAGUCUCCGACGGUGCUGCCGCCACCCUCCUCAUGCGCCGAAGCACAGCCACCGCUCUCGGUCUUCAAGACCGCAUCAUCGGAAAAUUCGUCUCAGCCGUGACAGUCGGUUGCGACCCCGAUGAGAUGGGUAUCGGCCCUGCCCUCGCUAUCCCCAAGCUCUUAGACCAAGCCGGUCUUAAGACAGAUGAUGUGUCACGAUGGGAGAUCAACGAGGCGUUUGCAAGCCAAGCACUACACUGUGUGAGGGAGCUGGGACUUGAGGAUGCGUGGGCGAAAGAGAAGGUUAACCCUGACGGAGGAGCUAUUGCGCUGGGACAUCCUCUUGGAGCUACCGGAGCGAGAAUGACGAGUACGCUUUUGCAUGGACUUAAGAGGGAUGGUGGCGAGGUUGGUGUUGUGAGUAUGUGUGUUGGUACGGGUAUGGGUAUGGCUGGGCUGUUUGUUCGGGAGUAG
Molecule: messenger RNA, 1254 nt
Organism: Fusarium mangiferae
Lineage: Eukaryota; Fungi; Ascomycota; Sordariomycetes; Hypocreales; Nectriaceae
Product: putative acetyl-CoA C-acyltransferase precursor
Exons: 1
Coding region: 1-1254 (417 amino acids)
Biological process (GO): phenylacetate catabolic process; fatty acid beta-oxidation
Cellular component (GO): peroxisome
Molecular function (GO): acetyl-CoA C-acyltransferase activity
Source: RefSeq, a predicted model, not a curated record